Messenger RNA from Menidia menidia (Atlantic silverside), 687 nucleotides. NCBI's taxonomy places the organism in Eukaryota, Metazoa, Chordata, Actinopteri, Atheriniformes, Atherinopsidae. The record is from the annotation of a GenBank genome assembly.
CUGUGGCCGUCAGGUAUAAAAAGCAGGGGUCUCCAACAAGUAGGCAAGCAGCUCACCUCCAGCUUCAUCAUCAGCAGCAGUAGCAGAACUCCCCUCCAGCAACUCCUGGCAAAGAUGACCUCCAGUGGCAUGAACAUGAUGAGCAGGAUCGUCUUCUACGAGGACCGCAACUUCCAGGGCCGCUCCUACGAGUGCAUGAGCGACUGCCCGGACAUGUCCUCCUACCUGAGCCGCUGCCACUCCUGCCGGGUGGAGAGGGGCUGCUUCAUGGUCUACGACCGCACCAACUUCAUGGGCAACCAGUACUUCAUGAAGCGCGGCGAGUACGCCGACUACAUGAGCAUGAUGGGCAUGAGCGACAGCAUCCGCUCCUGCCGCAUGAUCCCCAUGUACCGGGGCUCCUACCGCAUGAGGAUCUACGAGAGGGAGAACUUCAUGGGCCAGAUGCACGAGAUGAUGGAGGACUGCGACAGCAUCAUGGACCGCUACAGCAUGUCCAACUUCAUGUCCUGCAACGUGAUGGAGGGCCACUGGCUGAUGUACGAGCAGCCCCACUACAGAGGCCGGAUGAUGUACAUGAGGCCCGGAGAGUACAGGAACUUCAUGAGCAUGGGCAUGGGCGGCAUGGGAGGCAUGGGAGGCAUGAGGUUCAUGAGCAUGAGGCGCAUCAUGGACUCCUACUACUAA